AUGGCUUCCAAUCCAUCUCAAAAAUGUUGUUUCGAAGGUUUUUACCAUGAGGGUACCGCUAAAGGAAGAUACACCGAUGUAUUCGGUAUCGAAACUUAUGUAAUCGGUGAACAAUAUUCUAAUGAUAAAGUAUUAAUUUUGUUCACUGAUUAUUUCGGUAUUCAUUUCAAUAACUCCUUAUUGAUCGCAGAUCAAUUAUCUGCUAAAGGUUACAAGGUAUACAUCCCUGAUAUUUUAUUUGGUGAUGCUGUUGAUCCUAAUAAUGUCGAAAAUUUAGAUCUUCAAAAAUGGUUAAGUGCCCAUAAUGAGAUAAGAACUAAACCAAUGGUGGACAAAUUUAUGGCUUCAUUCAAAAAGGAAAUUAAUCCAGGUUUCUUGGGUGUCCUAGGUUAUUGUUUCGGUGCUAAGUAUGCCAUUCAGCAAAUCCAUGAAAACACUGGUACAGCAAAUGCAGCUGCUAUUGCUCACCCUUCAUUUGUUACAAUUGAGGAAGUUGCUGCAAUUGGUAAGAGACCUCUAUUGAUUUCCGCAGCUGAGACUGAUCCUGUUUUCGCCCCAGAAUUAAGAAAAUUAACAGAAGAAAAAUUGAAAGAAAUUGGUUCUAGGUAUCAAAUAGAUUUAUUUAGUGGUACUUCGCAUGGGUUUGCAGUUAGAGGUGAUUUGUCUGACCCACAAGUCCUUUAUGCUAAGGAAAAGGCUUUUUAUGAUCAAGUUUACUGGUUCGAUCAUUUAUCUCAAAAGAAAUAA
Messenger RNA from Maudiozyma barnettii, 747 nucleotides. RefSeq names its product protein AIM2 (gene AIM2). Gene Ontology annotation, molecular function: hydrolase activity. The record is from RefSeq and is a predicted model, not a curated record. NCBI's taxonomy places the organism in Eukaryota, Fungi, Ascomycota, Saccharomycetes, Saccharomycetales, Saccharomycetaceae. The transcript has a single exon. The coding region runs from base 1 to 747 and encodes 248 amino acids.